This is a messenger RNA of Melampsora larici-populina 98AG31, 654 nucleotides long. RefSeq lists its product as uncharacterized. The coding region runs from base 1 to 654 and encodes 217 amino acids. The transcript is spliced from 8 exons. NCBI's taxonomy places the organism in Eukaryota, Fungi, Basidiomycota, Pucciniomycetes, Pucciniales, Melampsoraceae. The record is from RefSeq and is a predicted model, not a curated record.
AUGCAUCUUGCAACUAACCUUGUUAUCACUGCUCUUACGGCUUUCCCUGCUGUCAUGGCCACCGUGCACACCGAAUGCUUCAACUACUUCUUGAAAAAGGAUGGAUGUGUUUGGUCUGCUGCCGAUGACCGCAACCGGUGCAAUGCCACCAAUGGUAAACCUCCUUUCAAGGGGGUUGGACAAUUUGAAUAUAACCCCAAAAAGGCCAAGCGCUCAUCGAUAACCCUUGAUCGUCGAUACACCUCCGAAAACACCAACACCUCAUUCCAAAUCUCAGACGGACCAGGUAUCUGUGGAAUGUACAACAGUACCACACAACCCGGAGCCUGUCUAUGGGUUGGAUCAGAACAGCUUUACGGAAACGACAGCUCUACAGCUGGAUGGUUGAACGGUGCCAAGACCUCCAACUGCGGUAAACAACUCUAUGUUCAACGUAAAGGUCGACCCGACAAGCCUUUCUACGUGCCCGUCGUUGAUGGUUGCCGUUUCUACACCACCAACGUCACUGUGGGAUGCUUCCAGAUUGGCCUCACAAAAAAAACUUUCCACGACCUCGAGCCUACCGCAGAGGAAAUUGAACGCGGUUAUCUCGGUGAUCUCAUCUGGGAUUUCAACAACGAGCACGGAGUCAAGAGCUCGAACUCCCCUGUUUAA